Messenger RNA from Dovyalis caffra, 381 nucleotides. Lineage: Eukaryota; Viridiplantae; Streptophyta; Magnoliopsida; Malpighiales; Salicaceae. The record is from the annotation of a GenBank genome assembly.
AUGGCUCGAGGGGUUGCCUGGAUAUCCGUGCGGAUCUUAUUCAUGUUUAAUCCAACGGUGCACAAUGUCCUAUCGAGCAAGGUUGUGGGGCAACGCAAUAGGUUGGCUGAUGAAGCAGAAGAGGUGGUUUCGUGGGCAGAAAUUUUUGAAAAAUUGGCUCCUACUUUGUGUCGUGCAUGCAGCAACAUGUUAGUCUUCUUGUUUCCACCUGAAUUGGGCAUCCCAAAUCCUGAACCGGAUGGUGUCACCAGUGGAAAUGGGCUUGAAGGAGGUGUCUUCCCAGAUGAAGAUGAUGGAGUACCAGGAGCCUUACAGGAUGGUCCAAUUCCUGAGAAGCAAUCAUCCCUUGAAAAGAAAACGGCAAAAAUAUCAACAUUUUAA